Molecule: messenger RNA, 3519 nt
Organism: Drosophila eugracilis
Lineage: Eukaryota; Metazoa; Arthropoda; Insecta; Diptera; Drosophilidae
Exons: 1
Coding region: 171-3380 (1069 amino acids)
Source: RefSeq, a predicted model, not a curated record
UGUCAUUGCUAUUUACUACCUAUAACCAGUCACUAUGUUAAAUUAUCUAAAAAAAAUUAUCUAAAAUCGUUUUUAACCAUUGAGAAAACCAAAACGAACAUAAAUUUAAUAUCAAUUAAAAUUCCCAUUCGACCCAAAGAUUUAGCCAAACAUUUUCGGCCAUUAGCACAAUGUCCCACGGUAUGUCGGAAUUUCUGGGUGGCGUCCGCCGUAGCCCGCAAGAACGAACGAGGGCGAUUAGGGCCAGGCUGGGUACUGGUACUGGACGCUCUGGUGGCGGAGCUGGUAGUAGUCCAGCGCAUCAAAGGCCACCAAGUGGAACCAAUGCAGCAGCAGUAGUAGCAGCAGGAGGUAUUGCAUCCAGUAGAACUGGGAAUCGGGUAACCCCUUCAGCGGGAUUACCCAAAGAAUCUGGCGGAUCAGUACCCAAAAGGUCAACAGGUGGGACCGCAACAAGGGUAUACAAUAACACUUGCACAUCCACGUUGCGUCGAGGCCGCCAUGUGCACCCGCCGCCAUUAAGGAUACCCGAACCCCGCCCGAUUAAGGAGGUCAAGUGGAUUAUGAAGCCGUCCGAGAGCUUCGUGCCAUGCAGUGAGUCCUCUUCCGAGGACAAUGAUCCGUUACAGAUCAAGAGUUUUACGGAGGGGGAUGAUGAUGCAGGCAAGAGCAGCAGCAGUGGAGGCUUGCGGAAGUCCCAGCCAGCUGAACCCGUUGCUAAGAACAAGGUACGAUCGCGGACAUUCUGUGUGCCCAGCCAGCGGAUCAUGCACACCGAUAAGCUGAUGGAGGCCCAGCUGCUCCAGAUGCAACUGCGAAAGAGGUGGAUCCAUUCUCAUAGCCCUUCACGAAGUAGAUCUCCCAACUGGUCAGCCAGAAGAUCACCAGGUCCAUUGACCUCAACAAAAUCGCCCAAUAGAUCUUCAAGCAGUUCUUCCAGUCAAUCAGUAAGCCAAUCUUCUAGUCGCAUGCCAUCCUCUGAGAAGUUGAAGGACGUGCCUCUCUACGAUUCCAAGACCCUGCUUCCCGGUAUCAACGAGACAACGCAACCAACUCCUCAGUUCUCGGGCCUGAUUUCCUGCUGCCCCAGUCCGAAUGCAAGUCCCCAUCCUAGCCAGAGUCGCCUCCAGAGCCCCAGCAUAAGUUCUAUCUGCUCUUCCAUGGACACCACUACAAAGAGUCAUACUUCCAGCUCAAGUCCAUACUCUAAUACCAGCAGCAGCAACAGCAGUAUUAGCACCAAUGGAAGUGGUUACAGGACACUCACCUCCGAAUCCACAAAUCUUGCAAUACCGGAAACGAAAGAUGGUGUCUCGGGUAGCAAAGCCAUCAAGCUGACCUCCACGGUGAUUGAGAUCAUUAAGCCAGCCAUGACGACGGUGGUCAAGAAAACAUCGAAAAUUCGCAGUAAGAAGGAGCAUGGCAAGUUGGCCUUGCCACUUCAGACCAAGAUACACUCUGCUUUCCAGCAGAAAAGGCACGAUGAUAGCAGGCGUGCCAUGAAUGCUCCCAUGGUCCAAUCUAUUUCGCCAUCAAAGUUCACGCCAAAGGUUCAGGUGGACAAUCCGAUCAGUCAGUCGGUGAAUCAUGUGGUCAACCAGCUGACGGCUCAGUUAAAGGAGGCAGCGAUGAUGCCAAAAGAGCAAGCACUAAAGGAUAAGGAUGUCUAUAAAGCUUGGUCAUCAAAGGCUCCGUCAAGGAAGCCUUCCAUUUAUCUUCUAAUGAAUCAGCCGAAGGGCCAGUCUGCGGCUUCCUCAAACGAUCCUUCUAAGGAUUCGUGGGUUAUCCAACCAAUGGAGCAACCAAAUGAUACGAAGCCUACACAGGAACUUUUCAGUAAAGAGCCUGUCAAUCAGAAAAAGGAUCAAUCAUUGAAACAGCAGACGACAAAUCCUUAUUUGAGCGAAUCAAAGGACCAUCCCAGGCAUAAUUUCAGUCCAUAUGUGACUCCACUAAGGAUUGCGGGGGGAAACCAACAGAUAAACGAACCAAAAAACCAAGCUGUGCAUCAUCCAUUGAAGUCUCAUACGAUUCCGCCAAGAAAUUGGAACAGAAAUCAAUCACAAAACCACUCCCGAAGUCACUCGUCGAGGCACACAUCCCGAAGUUCUUUCAUGCCAAAGUCUACAAUUGCCUCCAAGACAAGAAUUUCCAUGAAUCCAUACAUCUAUGAAUCCAAACACCUGUCCAAGGCUCCAACCAAGACGCAACGAAGACCAACAGUGAGCCAGCCAGUUUCGUUAAACAGGACCACUGGGCCGUCCACCUCCACUGGAAGAUCUUAUGUUGCCCCUCCGCCAGAGCCGCAACAACCAGAACAACCAGCCACUUCUGGCAAGAUUGUGCGAAAGUUCCAGCACAAGGUACCUCGAACCAUGGAAGAUGGCAUCGACAUGAGCUACCAGUACUUCGUAUCGAUUCCUCUCAAACGCGGAAAAAAGCCCCAGGUGGUUCGCUACCUGUACCGCCCGAUGGUGCGCCAACUGAACUCGCCUUCACCCAGUCGACGCUCCUCGAGGCGGGCGAAAACGAAAGCAGCGGCAGAUGCUGAAGAACAGCAACCAACCACAGCUGAAGAGAAUGGACAUAAAAUAGAUCCGGAACUGGAAGCUUUGGGCGGAAUGCCCCUGCCACUAGAAGGUCUUCCAAAUUUAACAUCCCCAGAAGGAAUAGUUAAAUCCAAAAUUGUAUUAGAUCCCGAGGAUGUACUGAAUGCUCCGUACGAGGUUCCACCGCUCAAGCUGGAGGCCCGCUAUAUGCCAAUGAUGGAGGAGCUGGCCCAAAUGCCCUAUCCCGAGGACCGACCCAAUCGUCGACGACGCUUCAAGCGAUCUAUACGUGCCGCCGGUGGCGCUGAUCAAGUGCCUUCAACUGAUCCUCACCAGCGAAUUGGUGGCGGUGACGCCAUCAAGAAUGAAAUGCGCUCUAUGGGACGACUCUCGUCCAUCUGGACAUCUGGUUCACCGCGCUUGCCAAGACUGCUAAAUUAUCGCCCCGAAGCCCAAAGUCUUAGAACGGGCACUGGAGCUCCGAUCUCAUAUCAUACACCCGUACAUAUUGGUCAGUUUACGGAGGCCGACAAAGUGUUUUCUGGCCAAUUUGUUCUACCGGUGGAACCUAUGAUUCAUGCCGUAACCUAUGCUGAUGUCCUGGAGUACGAAAAAAAAGAACAAGAGCAGACUGACCAUCCUCUGGAGGAAAGCAAAGUGGUUGGAGCCACAGGCAAAUCGGUGAGCUUUCAUCCCGGCGACAUAGUAAAUGAAAUAGCCACCAGGAGCAACUCCAUCAACACUGGGUCCUCUUCAAGCAGGACUAAGGGACGUCGGGCCUCAAAGAAGAGCAAGGUCAAGUCCAAGGGUAAGGCCAAGACGCGCAAGUGAAAGGUGAUUUUGGGAGCCAGGAAUGUGAGACGAUUCACCACAAGGAAACCAAAAAAAUCAUGGAUUUUCAUAGCACAAAAGGUUUUGGAAUUUUUAAACAAUAUUUAAAAAUUAAAAGUGAGUUGUAGCAACCGAAAAA